AGGAGGAGGAGGGAGGGUUGAAGAGAGGAAUAUAGUUUGGUAAGUUGAUAUUUUUGGGAGCAGUGGUACAAGUGAAAGGAGGUGACCAGGUUUGACUGUGAGGGGGAAGGAGGGCUUCUUUACUGGUCUACGACGUUUUCCUUCUAUUUCAUACGGCUUUUAGUUUUAUCCCUUUCGAUCCGAAAUUCAAGGCAACUGUUGUGGUUUUUUUGUUCUUUUGGUUAAGACUUGCCGACUUGGGAGUGAGGAGGAUAAUGGAUGGAUUGAAGUUGAGUUGAGUUUGAGUUGGGUUGUGUUUGUGACUGGAAGCUCUGUAAGCUCUGUGUUGUAGAAUCCAUCUGACUCUCCCAGGGCCAGGCCGACAUUUCUGAACAUCGUACCCACGUUCCUCAAUAAUAACGGACUCUGAUUUUGGACUUACCAGAUCUGUAAAUGGAAGAGUAAGGAGGAGGAGGAAGAAGAGGAAGAGGAAGUGGAAAAGAAGGAAAAGAUGAAGAGAGGGUGGAGGGCAUCGUGGUCCGAAGAGCAUGGGGUUGGCCUGUUUUGCUUUCUGUUGCUGCUAAUGGCGUCAGACGCCAAAGAUUUGUCUGAUGAUGAUGAUGAUGUGGUGGGGUUAUUGGCUUUCAAGUCCUCCUCCGUCGUGUCCGAUCCCACUGGGUUCUUGAGUGAUUGGAGUCAUGAUUCUCCCCGUCCCUGCGCGUGGAGGGGCGUCUCGUGCUCCUCCAGUGGCCGGGUGGUUGCGCUCGACCUCACCAACGCUGGCCUGGUUGGUUCUCUCCAGCUUUCUCGACUUUUGGCGCUUGAAAAUCUUCGACACGUCCAUUUUCACGGCAAUCACUUCUCGGAGGGCGACCUCUCCCGGUCCUACAGGGGCUCUUGCAAGCUUGAGACCUUAGAUUUGUCCGCUAACAACUUGACGCUUCCGCUUGCAGGACCACCUCUCCUGUUGGGUUGCCAACGCCUUGCUUCCCUCAACCUCUCCCGCAAUUUUAUCCCCGGAGGCAGUCUCGCCUUCGGCCCUUCUCUGCUCCAGCUCGACCUUUCCCGCAAUAAAAUUUCUGAUUCAGCUUUCGUCGACCACUUUCUCUCCAACUGUCAGAAUUUGAAUCUUUUCAAUCUCUCCGAUAAUAAGCUUGCUGCCAAACUGAGCGCCUCCUCUCUCUCUCCCUGCAAAAACCUCUCCACCCUUGACCUCUCUUACAAUCUCUUGUCUGGGGAGAUGCCCGUGGGCCAUUCAUCACCCCCGUCUCUGAGGCUUCUGGAUCUCUCUCACAACAACUUCUCUGCUAAAUUAUCCAGCAUUGAGUUUGGGGAAUGUGGGAAUCUUACUGUGCUCGAUCUGUCCCACAAUGAUUUCUCUGGCACCGACUUCCCACCCAGCCUGAGAAAUUGCGAGCUUCUUGAGACGCUUGACCUUUCUCAUAAUGUGCUAGAGUACAAGAUCCCAGGGGACUUGUUGGGGAACCUCAGGAAUUUGCGGUGGUUGUCGCUGGCCCAUAAUCGUUUCAUGGGUGAGAUUCCCCCAGAACUGGCUGCAACUUGUGGGACUCUGCAGGGGCUGGACCUUUCUGCAAACAACCUUUCUGGUGGGUUCCCUUUGACUUUUGCAUCCUGCUCGUCUCUGGUUAGCCUCAACCUGGGCAACAAUAGGCUGUCCGGGGAUUUCCUUACCAUGGUCAUCAGUACUCUCCCCAGUUUAAAAUAUCUCUAUGUCCCCUUCAACAACCUAACUGGUUCUGUACCCCUGUCCCUGACGAACUGCACUCAAUUGCAAGUGCUUGAUCUCAGUUCUAAUGCCUUCACGGGGACCUUUCCUCCUGGCUUCUGCUCUGAUGCAUCCCAGUCAGUCCUUGAGAAGAUUCUCUUGGCCGACAAUUUCCUCUCAGGGACAGUUCCCUUGGAGCUCGGAAACUGCCAGAAACUGAGGUCAAUUGAUCUUAGCUUCAACAACUUGAGUGGCCCAAUUCCUUAUGAAAUUUGGACCCUACCAAAUCUUUCUGAUCUGGUUAUGUGGGCAAACAACCUCACUGGUGAAAUCCCAGAAGGCAUUUGCAUUAAGGGAGGAAAUUUAGAGACCCUGAUUCUCAACAACAAUCGGAUAAAUGGAACUAUUCCACUCUCCCUUGCCAACUGCACAAAUUUGAUAUGGGUUUCACUUGCCAGCAACCAGCUUACCGGAGAAAUCCCUGCUGGUAUUGGAAAUCUCCAUAACCUUGCUGUCCUCCAAUUGGGUAACAAUACACUUAAUGGACGGAUCCCCUCAGAGCUUGGAAAGUGCCAAAAUCUCAUUUGGCUCGAUUUAAACAGCAAUGGUUUUAGUGGUUCAGUACCAUCUGAGCUCGCCAGUGAAGCUGGCCUAGUCACGCCUGGACUUGUUUCAGGGAAGCAGUUUGCAUUCGUGAGAAAUGAGGGUGGGACAGCUUGCAGAGGUGCUGGAGGACUUGUUGAAUUUGAGGGCAUCCGGUCGGAGAGACUGGCAAGUUUUCCUAUGGUUCACUCUUGCCCAUCAACCAGAAUCUACUCUGGUGUAACGGUUUACACGUUUUCGAGCAAUGGCAGCAUGAUCUACCUUGAUCUCUCCUACAAUUCCUUGUCGGGAACUAUACCUCAAAGUUUUGGUUCUUUAAACUAUUUGCAGGUCUUGAAUUUGGGACACAACCAGCUAACUGGAAAUAUACCUGACAGCCUGGGAGGUUUGAAGGCAAUUGGAGUCUUGGAUCUCUCUCAUAAUAACCUUCAAGGAUACAUCCCCGGAGCACUAGGGUCUCUCUCAUUUCUCAGUGAUCUUGAUGUGUCGAACAACAACCUCACUGGUCCAAUCCCUUCUGGAGGGCAGUUGACCACUUUCCCAGCCUCCAGAUAUGAUAACAAUUCUGGCCUUUGCGGAGUUCCUUUACCCCCUUGUGGCUCUGAUGCUGGAGAUCACCCCCAGGCAAGCUCUUAUAGUCGAAAAAGGAAACAGCAGGCUGUGGCUGCAGAAAUGGUCAUUGGCAUCACCGUCUCACUUUUCUGUAUCUUUGGCCUUACAUUGGCUCUUUACAGGAUGAGGAAGAACCAGCGGACGGAGGAACAGAGAGAUAAAUAUAUUGAAAGUCUUCCAACUUCUGGUAGCAGCAGCUGGAAACUUUCUAGUGUUCCUGAGCCUCUGAGCAUCAAUGUUGCCACAUUUGAAAAACCUCUGAGGAAGCUGACUUUUGCCCAUCUCCUUGAAGCUACCAAUGGCUUCAGUGCUGAAAGUUUAAUUGGAUCUGGAGGGUUUGGUGAGGUCUACAAGGCCCAACUGAGAGAUGGAUGUGUUGUUGCGAUCAAGAAGCUUAUUCAUGUCACAGGACAGGGAGACAGAGAAUUUAUGGCAGAAAUGGAAACCAUUGGAAAGGUAAAGCAUCGGAACCUAGUUCCUUUGUUGGGUUACUGCAAAAUUGGGGAGGAGAGGCUUCUUGUAUAUGAGUACAUGAAAUGGGGGAGUUUGGAGGCUGUUCUUCAUGAUAGGGCCAAAGGAGGGGUCUCCAAUCUUGACUGGGCAGCAAGAAAGAAGAUUGCCAUUGGGUCAGCAAGAGGUCUUGCAUUCCUUCAUCACAGCUGCAUACCUCACAUUAUCCACCGAGACAUGAAGUCUAGCAAUGUUCUUCUAGAUGAAAACUUUGAGGCCAGGGUGUCUGAUUUUGGCAUGGCAAGAUUGGUGAAUGCCCUAGACACUCAUCUCAGUGUGAGCACCCUUGCAGGGACUCCGGGGUAUGUUCCACCAGAAUACUACCAGAGUUUCAGGUGCACAACAAAAGGGGAUGUAUACAGCUACGGUGUUGUUUUGCUGGAGCUUCUCUCAGGCAAGAGGCCAAUAGAUUCAUUGGAGUUUGGUGAUGACAACAACCUUGUUGGGUGGGCAAAGCAGCUUCAAAGGGAAAAAAGAAGCAAUGAGAUAUUGGACCCUGAGUUGAUGACGCAGAAAUCUGGGGAGGCUGAACUGUUCCAGUACCUAAAUAUUGCCUUUGAGUGCCUAGACGACAGGCCGUUCCGACGGCCAACCAUGAUUCAGGUGAUGGCGAUGUUUAAAGAGCUUCAUGUUGAUACAGAAAGUGAUAUCCUAGAUGGUUUCUCACUGAAAGACACGGUUGUUGAGGAAUUAUGAAAGAGAGAAACUUAGCUUAUGAAAUAUGAAUCUAACCAUCCAAAAAAGGUUGUGCCCUUGCCAUCCCAGCCCGGCAUGUGACCAAGCUGCGGCUGCACAGGUGUGGUGACAAUGAUUUGAACAUCUGAAUUGGAUACAGGUUAAUUCUUCACAUUUUGCCUGCUGUAAAUAAUAGAACACUGAAGGAGACAGAAGUUGAAGAAAACCAUGGGGAGAGCAAACAGAAGGGAUUUCUCAGUUGCUUAAAGUGGGGUAACUUGCAUUGUGGUCAUUCUGUUACUAAAAAGUUUGAGAAUUUUGUCCCUUUCCAUAUGCUUCUGUUUCCUGUCACAGUUUUGCUAACUGAUGUGUUGCUAUUUGUUUUGUUACCGUUGUUAAUUGUUGUUGUUAAUAGAAAUCAGCGAAUGUGAGAAGUGAUAUCCUCUGAUAUUGUAAAGUUGUAGGCAGUUGCUUUGUUGGAAAAUGAAAUCAUAAAUUUAUCAUUUGGAAUACUAUGGAAUUACAUUGAUUAUGGAAUUUGGUGGGAUGUUCAUGUUGAUUC
Messenger RNA from Vitis vinifera (wine grape), 4667 nucleotides. Its product is annotated as receptor-like protein kinase BRI1-like 3. Gene Ontology annotation, biological process: protein phosphorylation. The record is from RefSeq and is a predicted model, not a curated record. Bases 491 to 4126 code for a protein of 1211 amino acids. The transcript is spliced from 2 exons. NCBI's taxonomy places the organism in Eukaryota, Viridiplantae, Streptophyta, Magnoliopsida, Vitales, Vitaceae. Gene Ontology annotation, molecular function: protein kinase activity; ATP binding; receptor serine/threonine kinase binding.